AUGUACAAAGGUUCCUUGAGUCUUUGGAAUGUUUUAUUGGGGACUCUUCAUUUCAAUAACGGAGGAAGAUAUGAAGGUGAAUGGAAGAAUGGAAUUGAAUUGAAUGGAGAGUAUAUUUUCAGUGAUGGACUACAAUAUGAUCCAGAAGAUUGGUCUUAUUGUAGUGAAAACAACGACAGGAGAUUUUAUCCGGAGCAUAUCAACGGACUUAAACCAUCAGAUCGCUGUCUCAUGAGUGCACAAAGUGACAGCUUAUCGGGAAAACCACUUCGCUAUAUACCCGAUGGUUGCUAUGAUGCCGGUGAUGGAAUUUACGACCCAUCCAGUAGAGUAUUAUAUCAAUACGGAAAAAAUGAAAAGGAACCGCUUGGAGGUUUUCUACGUAAUGUCACGGACGAAGAACAUUAUUGGAUUGUAUCUCAUUGUAGAAAAGGUUGGGAUGAAUUUAUCGGAUUUCAAAAAUCAACAGAAGAAUGA
This is a messenger RNA of Styela clava, 477 nucleotides long. Lineage: Eukaryota; Metazoa; Chordata; Ascidiacea; Stolidobranchia; Styelidae. The record is from RefSeq and is a predicted model, not a curated record.